AUGGAGUUUGCUCUGAUUCCAGCACAGCAUUAUCCUGUCCCCUUUAUGGAUUCCCCGCUGAAUGACAAUACGUCCCUCCAGACAUCUGUCUCUAACAUGAAUGCCAGCUUUUCCCGGCCUGCUGAGCAGGAGGAGGAGGGCAAAUUCUCCAGCGACGCCAUCUGGUUGUGGGUGGCCAUCAUUGCAACCGUCUGCAAUAUUGUGGGUGGCAGUGGUGUGUGUCUGUGCCUUUUAGCCUCUGUAAUGUGCAAGGACACAGCCUGGCUUUCUCUCUUUGCUCACUCGUUGUGA
Clarias gariepinus (North African catfish) is the source of this 291-nucleotide messenger RNA. RefSeq lists its product as uncharacterized. NCBI's taxonomy places the organism in Eukaryota, Metazoa, Chordata, Actinopteri, Siluriformes, Clariidae. The record is from RefSeq and is a predicted model, not a curated record.